CAAAAUGGCUGCCCCCAGCGAGGCAUGAGUGUGUCAGUGGUGCUGUAAAUUACUGUCAUCCUUCCGUCCUUUCUCCUACAAUGAUACUGUCCCUGAUUUUGAAUAUUCUGCCCCAAACAGCUUUUGUGGCUGGACAGCAAGGAGAUAUGGACAAGUCUACAGAUGCAUGGGAUUUUGCCUAUACACAUCUGAUGUUUUUGUGGCUGAACAGGUUUUACAUCUACUCAUGUGCUGCUAUUGGUAUCACCGUUUGGGUCUGCAGCCAUUUUAUCAUGGCCAGAAAAAAGCACCAGAAUGAAACGGUUUGUAAUGGUUCUCUACUGCUGAAGACAAAGGCCUUAAAAAGUGACAGCCUAACAUCUAACAAGGAGCAAAAAGUGUAUGUUGCCGGUGUGAAGAUUUUCUAUGGCUCUCAGACUGGUACUUCCAAGGGUUUUGCACAUUUACUGGCUGAAGAAGUUGCUCUUCUUGGGCUGCCAGUAGAACUUAUUAAUAUGAAAGAAUAUGAUCCAGAUGACAACUUAGUGGAAGAGACCACCAGUAAAAACAUCUGUGUGUUUCUGGUAGCCACCUAUACUGAUGGAAAGCCACCUGAAAGUGCAGAAUGGUUCUGUAAGUGGCUUGAGGAGGCCUCAAAUGACUUUAGAUUUGGAAAAACCUAUCUUAAAGGAAUGAGAUAUGCAGUAUUUGGACUGGGAAACUCUGUAUACAGCACGCAUUAUAACACGGUGGGAAAGAAUAUUGAUAAAUGGCUGUGGAUGCUGAGUGCCAACCGUGUUAUGACUCGAGCUGAAGGAGAUUGCAAUGUAGUAAAAAGUAAGCAUGGCAGCAUUGAAUCAGACUUCGAAGCAUGGAAAAGAAAGUUCCUGAACAGGUUGAAAGCACUACUCAGUGGGGAGAAGAAGCCCUGCAGUGGCAAGUGCAAGAAAGGCAAAUGCAAGUCUAAAAAGAAAUCCAGCAUAGAGUCUGUGGAGGAAGAGGAAGAGGAAGAGGAAAAGCACUCAGAACAUGAGGACACUGAGGAUGACACUUUUGAGACAAGCAGUGAUUCUGAGCCUGAAGAACAUGGUGAACCAGGAAGCGGCCUCAUUGAUGUUGAAGAUCUUGGAAAGGCAAUGAGCAAUAUGAAGAAAUCCAAGAGAGAGCAUGACUCUAAUACAGAGCUGGGGAAAUCUUUACAAGGUGAUGAAGCCAAGGAGAAGGAAGAACCAAGAGAAAUGAUUACUCCUGCUCUCCAGGAGGCUCUUACUAAACAAGGUUACAGACUGAUUGGAAGUCACUCUGGUGUUAAACUGUGCAGGUGGACAAAGUCUAUGCUGCGUGGAAGAGGAGGCUGCUACAAACAUACCUUCUAUGGCAUUGAAAGUCAUCGCUGCAUGGAAACAACACCAAGCCUUGCGUGUGCUAAUAAAUGUGUCUUCUGCUGGAGGCAUCAUACCAACCCUGUAGGAACUGAAUGGAGGUGGAAGAUGGACCAGCCAGAGAUGAUCUUGGAAGAAGCUAUUUUAAAUCACCAAAACAUGAUCAAGCAGUUUAAAGGUGUUCCUGGUGUGAAACCUGAAAGAUUUGAAGAGGGUCUUGCUGUCAAACACUGUGCCCUGUCUUUGGUUGGGGAACCCAUUAUGUACCCAGAAAUAAAUACAUUUCUCAGGCUUCUUCAUAAUCAACACAUAUCUAGCUUUUUAGUCACAAAUGCUCAGUUCCCUGAAGAAAUACGUUCUCUUGAGCCUGUUACACAGUUGUAUGUCAGUGUGGAUGCGAGCACCAAAGACAGCCUAAAGAAAAUUGAUCGCCCACUGUUCAAGGAUUUCUGGCAACGAUUCAUUGACAGCUUGAAGGCCUUGGCAGAAAAGCAACAGAGGACUGUAUACAGACUGACCCUAGUAAAAGCUUGGAAUGUGGAUGAGCUGAAAGCUUAUGCAGACUUGGUUGCUCUUGGACUGCCAGAUUUCAUUGAGGUGAAGGGGGUUACCUACUGUGGGGAGAGCUCUGCCAGUAAUCUAACAAUGGCAAAUGUUCCAUGGCAUGAAGAGGUGAUUCGUUUUGUUGAAGAGUUAGUAGACCUCCUUCCUGAUUAUGAGGUUGCAUGUGAACAUGAACAUUCCAAUUGCAUGCUCAUUGCUCAUAAAAAGUUCAAGAUUAAUGGCGAAUGGUGCACUUGGAUUGACUAUGAAAGGUUUCAGGAGCUUAUUCAGGCAUUCGGCGAGAGCAAGGGUUCCAGAACAUUUACUGCUUUGGACUAUGUUGCAAAAACUCCCGAAUGGGCUCUAUUUGGUUCCAGAGAGAGAGGCUUUGAUCCUUUGGACAAACGGUUCCAAAGAAAGAAUAAAACAAAGGACAUUUCUGGAUGCUAAAUGAGGAAAACUCUUACAAAUAAAGUAGUCUCUAUUGCUAUAAUGGUAAUUCUGAAUACUUUGGGUGAAAUCAUUGUGAUGUUUAAUACAAUACCCCCUGUCUUUUUUAACCCAGAGCAACUAGUUGGGUACAUAGCACAUUUUAGGUACUGAUUAGCUGCUCUGGGUUCUAUAUGUGGUGCAAACGGGAUUCUUGUUAUACUAUCCACUUAAUGUUGGGUGUCAUAUUAUGUAAGAUAAUGGAUUUCAAAGAAACCAUUGGCAUAGGAGAAAGAUCAGAAACACAAAAUAUAAAAAUGCUUUAAUUGCCGAGUCUGUUGUACUAGUGAUCAUGUUCCCUGGUAUCUGUUGUUUAUUCUAACAUAUUCUGUAUUCUGUUAUAAAAGGCAAAAGUAACCUCCUGGUGGUGUUAAACUAGAACUACCAAAAGCCUGAAAUCUGGAGGGGGUUCAGUGACUUUUAGUUCAACUAAAGACCUGAAAAAAAGUUUUAUGAUUGGAGAACCAAAGGGUCAUGCCUGAAAUUUGCUAAUUUGUGGGAUUUUAAACAUAUAUGUUUUAAUGCACAAAUAAAGACCAAAAAAUGACUUUGCCUUAAAAUGAAAAUUGGCGCACUGUAGAAUUAUUUUGCCUUUUUAAUUUUAUAAAAGAGAUGCAAAAAUCUAAAUUUUUUUGUAAACCUGGAGUCAACCUUUGUUGACUCAACCUUUUGUAAACAUUCUCUCCGUAUAAUGGAUGCUUUAUUUAGGGCUGUAUUAUUAGAUUCCUGUGCUUUAUUUUUCUUGAUGAAAUCUCUGUAUGCAAGCUAUAGGUCAUAAUAACAUUACUAGUUAUAUUUUUUGUUGUUGUGGUGGUGUUUUGUUCUUUAGAGCGGGUUCUGAAAUUUUAAUCAUGAUAAUGUUUUCUUUGUGCCUGUGGACAACUCUUUGAAAGCAUUUAAUUCUUAUUAGCUUACCCUCAGAGAACAGCGUGUGUCAGUGAAACCAAGAAGGGUACAGCAUAAAGUAACUGCCCCCCCUUCCAUUCCUUUCUUUAGGCAGGGAUGGAGACAGUAUUGAACAAUAAAUAUUUUCUUUGUCUGAUUGUAUGUGGACCACCUGUGGUUAUGUAGCAUUUUAGUUCAGACUGGAGAGUAGCAUGGUAUUAGAUAGACUGAAUUGUACUCGCAUAACCAUUUUCCCUGAGCAUUUUUAUUUUAAAUUCUUACUGAUAUGGAAAAUGAAACUUUAAAUAAAGCUAUAAAUUUAAAUUAA
This is a messenger RNA of Xenopus laevis (African clawed frog), 3606 nucleotides long. It is a transcript of the gene tyw1.S, whose product is annotated as tRNA-yW synthesizing protein 1 homolog S homeolog. NCBI's taxonomy places the organism in Eukaryota, Metazoa, Chordata, Amphibia, Anura, Pipidae. Gene Ontology annotation, molecular function: 4 iron, 4 sulfur cluster binding; catalytic activity; FMN binding. The record is from RefSeq and is marked validated. Gene Ontology annotation, biological process: tRNA processing; wybutosine biosynthetic process.